Chara braunii is the source of this 2386-nucleotide messenger RNA. NCBI's taxonomy places the organism in Eukaryota, Viridiplantae, Streptophyta, Charophyceae, Charales, Characeae. The record is from the annotation of a GenBank genome assembly.
GGCCCCACCUGAAAGCGCUAAGCGGGUAAGUACGAAACACAUCGAUGUAUGGAUAUGGGAUGAGUUUGGGUUCGGUGUCCGAUGGGGAUUUGCAACGCGCCUGCCAUAUUUCAACGAGCUAUGAACGUGACGUACCAACACUUCGUCAACAAGACGUGGCUCACUCAGGGGAUGAUUAACUUCUGCGUCAUCGUGUACACGGACAACAUCCUCGUCUACUCGGAGACCUAUCAUGGGCAUGCACAGCACAUCGAGUGGACGCUAGGAGCUCUGAGAGAUGCUGGGUUCACGAUCGCGCUCGAGAAAAGCGAGUUUUUCCUCUCGGAAAUCUCCUUCUUGGGUUACGUGGUGACACGUGGAGGACUGCGACCAGAUUCAAGGAAAGUCGCGGUGGUGAAAGAUGCUUCUGUCCCCACAUCGGUGACGCAGGUUCGAGCUUUCCUGGGAUUGCCAUCGUACUACCGUCGUUUUAUCAAAGGCUUUGCCGCGAUUGCGCGACCUCUGACGAAUCUACUACGAAAGGAUCAGCCCCUUAGUUGGGACGCAGAGUGCGAACAGGCCUUCGCCACCCUCAAAGGCGCUCUGGCGACAACACCUAUUUUGAUCCGGUCGGAUCCUAUGAAGCAGUUCAUUCUCAUCACGGACUGGCAGCCAGAGGCGAUUUCCGCUAUUCUAGCGCAGAAGGGGAGCGACGGUCGAGAGCACGUCAUCGAGUACGCAUCUCGUACAGUGCCAGACGAACGAAGGAACGAUUCAGCCCCGCAAGGUGAAUGCUAUGCCGUAGAAUACGACUUCGACAUCAUCCAUCGAAAGGCAGAGAGACACGGCAACGCGGACGGGUUGACAUGUCUGCAUCGCCCCACUAAGCUGACGUGGACGAGGGACACGAAGCACCGCACCUGGAUUGAAUACGUGGAGCUGUUAAUCAUCCAAGCUUGGAGGACGGAGGUGGAAGGAGACCUCGGAUUUCUAUUCGGAUCGGUGCAUCCCGACCAUCGACAGCAGAUCGUACAAGAGCUCACGAUUCCCCUCGCGCAGCUGGCCGACGAUCUCCCUUUCGAUAUCGUUUCGCAGUGCGACAAGAGCCCAGUCCCACACGUCCUUUCACGAACUUUGACGCCUUACCUGCAGUGGUCGGCCUGCCUCGAGGAGCCAGGUAGUAACAACAACCCGCCAUCGCAACAACAAUACCUGGACCCCCGGGGGAUAAUCUACCGAGUCUUCUUUCAGCCUCGAACGGCCUCCAAAGACGAAGUCAUAAGACUAGAGGAGGAGGAGGAAAAGGACGAAGAGGGAGGCGACGAGGAAGAAGAAGAGAAAACCCCGAAAGAAGGAAGUUACAGCGAGCACAGCGAGGGAGAGCAGAGCGACGAGGAGGAAGAAGAGGAUCAGUCAGAGGAAGAGGAGGAAUCUGAGUGGGAGACGUUGGGAGAAGAGGCGGAUCACACAGAGCCUCACGAGGAGGAUCCCGAGGCGGUGCGAAGAAGAGAAGAGAUCGCAGCAGCGAAGCAGUCGCUGGAGUUCGCGAGUGGACUAGACCUGCCGAUCCCGAACGACCCAGCCAAGGAUCCCGAGCCGCCCAAGAACGACAAUGGGGACCUUGUUGCAAAGACUUCGAGCGCACCAGCCCGACGGCGACGAAGCCGAUCCCCCUCCCCCUCCACCUCCGCCCGUCCACCAGUUCGAGCUCGUACCGAUGCGGGGCAUCGGGCUUCGUCCCCGGUCCUUAUCCCGUCCCCUUCACCACCUCACCCUCCGCCAGAUCGCUACCCGCAUCACCGUCCCCUGCAAUCCCUUCCCAAUCGACACCUUCCGCUUCUUCUACGCAACCCGUCUUGCUGUCACGGUUCAUCCCCAUCCUUCUACCUGGUGUGCCACCCCUGUCUUCUGUCUCCACGCCCUUCUCUUCAGUGCCGCGUGGCGAGGCCACAACAUCGUCAAGGUUUACUGCAUGAUCACGGGGACUACCCCCGCAUGCGAAAACCACGAUCACUUCCGCACGGCGCUUUUCCGAACUUUCACCACCCUUUGACCCAACUGUCUCGCAUCCCUUCCGCAUAGUGGUAAUCGAUUCCCUCGCUUCCAUCAAAUCAUCCGAUAUCAGGAGCUUCCGGAGACAGUCGCGAGAUUAAAACGCUUCCUGCCCCCACUCCCGACCAACCCACCCCCUCGCCAUGCCCCCAUGUAUCGUCUUCCCUUUCCCCUUCCCUUAGGUCAUUGAUGUAUGGUUGAUUGGCAUGUGCCACGACGAUGGCACGCACGAUCCCCUCCUUGGAUUGAAGACAGCCCAUCCUGAGGAAAUUGUAGGAUAGAGCCACGUGUGCGACCCUGGAUGACCUCCACACUCUUAUCGAACGGUAAGUGGCAACAAAGAAGGCUCCGCGCG